Paramecium primaurelia is the source of this 216-nucleotide messenger RNA. NCBI's taxonomy places the organism in Eukaryota, Ciliophora, Oligohymenophorea, Peniculida, Parameciidae. The record is from the annotation of a GenBank genome assembly.
AUGAAGUUCGUUUUCAAGAUACUAGCUAAAUACGUAAGAAAGAUAAAUGCAAGAUAAUUCAAAAUGAAACUUAUAAAUUUAAUUCCAAACAUCAUUUUUGAUCCUAAAUUAGUAUACAGAAGAAAGACAUAUGAGAUUUUCACCAAGAUUUCCAAUUCAUAAAUAUAUUAUAUGAAUUUUAGAAAGCAUCAGGAAUAGCAAGUAGCAUAUCUUUGA